AUGACCAACAACCACACCAAACCCAACCACCCACCCACAACCGCAGCAAUGACUGCGCGCGCCGGGCAAGAAGCGGCUUCCAUGCCCUUUAUCAAGAACCUCGCCUCCAGCGGUCCGUCUCCCCAUCCCCGCUCCGCCUCUCCCCUCCCCGCUAACCCUUCCCCCCCGCGCAGACCGCAAGCUGCGAACCUCUUCCCUCGAAGCCCUCACGGCGUUCCUCGCCGGGCGCCGGUCGCUGUCCGACGGGGACGCGCGCAAGCUCUGGACCGGGCUGUACUACGCGCUGUGGAUGACGGACCGUCCGAAGCCGCAGCAGGCGCUGGCGGCGGACCUGGCGGGGCUGGUGUUGGCGCUGCGCGCGCCUGGACGAGCAUCGAGGCGCUGCGGCUCGACAAGUUCCUGCUGCUGGUGCGCCGUGUGUGGGCCGCCAUGGUGCGGUACGCGGCGCGCGCGGAGAGUGCUGUCGUGCUCGCCGUCUGCAGGGAGUACGUGUUUGACGGCGACGGCGGCGAUGCGGGGCUCGGCGUCCUGCCGCUCGGGCUCAAGCUGCAUGUCCUGGAUAUAUGGGUCGACGAGCUGGAGCGGGAGGGCGUGCUGGCCGAGGAGAAGAACAAGGCUUGGGUCCGCGAGAUGGGCGACUUGGUGGAGGCGCUGCGGAGAAAUGGCACAAGGGUUGUGAGGGAGAGGGCGAAGGAGAGCUAUGAGGAUGAGAGGCUCCCGUGGGCGGCCAGGCCGAUGGAGGAGGACGAGGAGGGCGAGGAGGAUGAGGAUGAGGAUGAGGGAUGGGGCGGGAUUGAUGAUUAG
This is a messenger RNA of Cordyceps militaris CM01, 804 nucleotides long. RefSeq names its product Nucleolar, Nop52. The transcript has 2 exons. NCBI's taxonomy places the organism in Eukaryota, Fungi, Ascomycota, Sordariomycetes, Hypocreales, Cordycipitaceae. The record is from RefSeq and is a predicted model, not a curated record. The coding region runs from base 1 to 804 and encodes 267 amino acids. Gene Ontology annotation, biological process: rRNA processing. Gene Ontology annotation, cellular component: preribosome, small subunit precursor.